This is a messenger RNA of Pan troglodytes (chimpanzee), 2263 nucleotides long. RefSeq names its product high mobility group protein B1. The transcript has a single exon. The record is from RefSeq and is a predicted model, not a curated record. Gene Ontology annotation, biological process: regulation of transcription by RNA polymerase II. The coding region runs from base 115 to 744 and encodes 209 amino acids. Lineage: Eukaryota; Metazoa; Chordata; Mammalia; Primates; Hominidae. Gene Ontology annotation, cellular component: nucleus. Gene Ontology annotation, molecular function: DNA binding.
ACAAAAAUGACUGUUUUGGCAGUACAUUGAGCUCCAUAGAGACAGCGCCGGGGCAAGUGAGAGCUGGACGGGCACUGGGCGACUCUGUGCCUCGCUGAGGAAAAAUAACUAAACAUGGGCAAAGGAGAUCCUAAGAAGCCGAGAGGCAAAAUGUCAUCAUAUGCAUUUUUUGUGCAAACUUGUCGGGAGGAGCAUAAGAAGAAGCACCCAGAUGCUUCAGUCAACUUCUCAGAGUUUUCUAAGAAGUGCUCAGAGAGGUGGAAGACCAUGUCUGCUAAAGAGAAAGGAAAAUUUGAAGAUAUGGCAAAGGCGGACAAGGCCCGUUAUGAAAGAGAAAUGAAAACCUAUAUCCCUCCCAAAGGGGAGACAAAAAAGAAGUUCAAGGAUCCCAAUGCACCCAAGAGGCCUCCUUCGGCCUUCUUCCUCUUCUGCUCUGAGUAUCGCCCAAAAAUCAAAGGAGAACAUCCUGGCCUGUCCAUUGGUGAUGUUGCGAAGAAACUGGGAGAGAUGUGGAAUAACACUGCUGCAGAUGACAAGCAGCCUUAUGAAAAGAAGGCUGCGAAGCUGAAGGAAAAAUACGAAAAGGAUAUUGCUGCAUAUCGAGCUAAAGGAAAGCCUGAUGCAGCAAAAAAGGGAGUUGUCAAGGCUGAAAAAAGCAAGAAAAAGAAGGAAGAGGAGGAAGAUGAGGAAGAUGAAGAGGAUGAGGAGGAGGAGGAAGAUGAAGAAGAUGAUGAUGAUGAAUAAGUUGGUUCUAGCGCAGUUUUUUUUUCUUGUCUAUAAAGCAUUUAACCCCCCUGUACACAACUCACUCCUUUUAAAGAAAAAAAUUGAAAUGUAAGGCUGUGUAAGAUUUGUUUUUAAACUGUACAGUGUCUUUUUUUGUAUAGUUAACACACUACCAAAUGUGUUUUUAGAUAGCCCUGUCCUGGUGGUAUUUUCAGUAGCCACUAACCUUGCCUGGUACAGUAUGGGGGUUGUAAAUUGGCAUGGAAAUUUAAAGCAGGUUCUUGUUAGUGCACAGCACAAAUUAGUUAUAUAUGGGGAUGGUAGAUUUGCAUCUUCAGUUGUCUCUGAUGCAGCUUAUACGAAAUAAUUGUUGUUCUGUUAACUGAAUACCACUCUGUAAUUGCAAAAAAAAAAAAAAAAAGUUGCAGCUGUUUUGUUGACAUUCUGAAUGCUUCUAAGUAAAUACAAUUUUUUUUUAUUAGUAUUGUUGUCCUUUUCAUAGGUCUGAAAUUUUUCUUCUUGAGGGGAAGCUAGUCUUUUGCUUUUGCCCAUUUUGAAUCACAUGAAUUAUUACAGUGUUUAUCCUUUCAUAUAGUUAGCUAAUAAAAAGCUUUUGUCUACACACCCUGCAUAUCAUAAUGGGGGUAAAGUUAAGUUGAGAUAGUUUUCAUCCAUAACUGAACAUCCAAAAUCUUGAUCAGUUAAGAAAUUUCACAUAGCCCACUUACAUUUACAAACUGAAGAGUAAUCAAUCUACUCAAAGCAUGGGAUUAUUAGAAUCAAACAUUUUGAAAGUCUGUCCUUGAAGGACUAAUAGAAAAGUAUGUUCUAACCUUUACAUGAGGACUCUAUUCUUUAACUCCCAUUACCAUGUAAUGGCAGUUAUAUUUUGCAGUUCCCACAUUAAAGAAGACCUGAGAAUGUAUCCCCAAAAGCGUGAGCUUAAAAUACAAGACUGCCAUAUUAAAUUUUUUGUUGACAUUAGUCUCAGUGAAGACUACAAAAAUGCUGGCUAUAGAUGUCUUUUCCCAUUUAUCUAAAUAUGGACUGCUCAGGAAACGAGACUUUCCAUUACAAGUAUUUUUAAUUAAUUGGGCCAGCUUUUCAAACAAAGAUGCCACAUUCAAAAUAGGGUAUAUUUUCCUAUAUUACGGUUUGCCCCUUUAUAAAUCCAAGUAGAUAGGAGGAAAGAAGACACUUAAACUUUGCAUCUCAGUAUGAAUUAUUCAAUUUAUUUGAAUGAUUUUUCUUUACAAAACAAACUCAUUCAUUAGUCAUGUUUAUCUGCUUAGCAGUUUAGGGAACAAUUUGGCAAUUUUGUGGUUUUCGAGAUUAUCGUUUUCUUAAAGUGCCAGUAUUUUAAAAUACCGUUCUUAUAAUUUUACACGCUUUUGUGAUGGAGUGCUGUUUUGUUAUAUAAUUUUGACUUGGAUUCUUUCCAUUUGCAUUUGUUUAUGUAAUUUCAGGAGGAAUACUGAACAUCUGAGUCCUGGAUGAUACUAAUAAACUACUAAUUGCAGAGGUUUUAAAAAAAAAA